AAAAAAAAAAAAAGGGGGCGGGGAGGAGCCGUGAAGACAGUUACGAAGAAAUGAAAUAGCAUUCAUUGCCAACCAAACGUCUCGAGUGUGGACUUUAAAGUUGUUCCUGUUGAUUGGAGGACCACAAACUAACCAAACAGGAAGAAGGAACAGGAAGUACAGGAAGCGGGAGCCGGAAGUGCACAGAAGCCACAACCAAUCAACAUGUCCGGUUACACCCAGCAGGGGCCUUACCUGACCCAUCACGGGGGCCAAUCAGUGGCCCCUUAUCCCGCGUUUCAGGGCGGCUACGGGGACCCCGGUAAAGCCCCAGCUCUCGGCUUCAACGUGGACUACAACCAAGGUCCGCCUCCUGUCAUGUUUCAACCGGGACUGAUGGGGGAGGCCCACCCUUACGGCGGGUUGCCCGGGGCGGCGGCCCCCGCUGCGGCCCCGUCUGCAGUGGUUCCCAUCGGGGUCCCGCCAGGACUUGAAUACCUCACUCAGAUUGACCAGAUUCUGAUUCACCAGAAAGUGGAGCUUCUCGAAGCGUUCAUCGGCUUCGAGACCAACAACCAGUACGAGAUCAAGAACAGUCUGGGCCAGAAGAUCUACAAGGCCAAGGAGAAGAACGACUGCUGCACCAGGAACUGCUGCGGCUCGCUGCGCAGCUUCGACAUGAAGAUUAAGGACAACGCCGACCGCGAGGUCAUCCGCCUCAUCAGGCCCUUCCGCUGUGUGUCCUGCUGGUGUCCGUGCUGCCUGCAGGAGAUGGAGGUCCAGGCGCCACCAGGCACGACGGUGGGCUUCGUCAAACAGGACUGGCACCCUUUCGUGCCCCGCUUCUCCAUCCAGGGGCCCAACAAAGAGACCCUGAUGAAGCUGGAGGGGCCCUGCUUCGCCUGCAACUGCUGCGGCGACGUCAACUUUGAGCUGAGCGGCAAAGACGGCGGCGAGCCCAUCGGCCGCAUCAGCAAGCAGUGGAGCGGCCUCUUGAAGGAAGUCUUCACCGACACAGACAACUUCGGCAUCCAGUUCCCUCUGGACAUGGACGUGAAAAUGAAAGCCGUCCUCCUGGGCGCCUGCUUCCUCAUCGAUUUCAUGUUCUUCGAGAAGGUGGGCGAGGCCAACCAGCGCAGCACGGUCUUCUCUUAAGACAGGAAAUGAAUAGUCAAGCAGAGGAUUUCUUUUGGAUUUUCUGUCCGUCGACCAUUUACCACUCCAGUAGGAAGUUUUUCUUUUCAUGUUGGUUCAAAUAUUACUGCAUUAUUUAUUAUUUAGUCCACAUGUCAAACAAGCAGGGUUUCCCAAAUGCAACAUGUGCCAGACAUUAAUAAAGGCUACACAUGAAACACAUUCAUUUGGGAUAUUAUUAGAGUAAGAAAGUCUUCCCCCCCCCCAUUUUGGGAAGCCCUGCACUACACGACAGACUCCAUAUGCUGAAUUUUAUUCCAACAGGUGACAUUCUUAUCGAAUGUCAUAUAGUAUUGGCUGUAUGGAGUGAGUCUGUCCAAAUGUGUACAUAAUUGUAAAAAGUGUGCUUACCAUUGGAUUUGUUUCCACUUAACUAGUGCCAGUCAUCCAACAAACCCAAUUCCGCAUUUCUGCCUUCCACUCAAGUGCCUGAUUGUUUUACCACAUGACCUAAAGCAUGUUUAUGCUACCUCUCCUCCAACCCAGUCCCUUUUCUACGUCCCGUUUCGACACACAUUUUUAAUCCAUAUGAAUAUAUGAGAUGCAAUUUAAACACUGUGUACUACAAGACUGUCAUAUAUAUAUAUAUAUAUAUAUAUGUAUUAAAGCUUUUGCUGCUACAGUG
Molecule: messenger RNA, 1798 nt
Organism: Phycodurus eques (leafy seadragon)
Lineage: Eukaryota; Metazoa; Chordata; Actinopteri; Syngnathiformes; Syngnathidae
Product: phospholipid scramblase 2-like
Exons: 8
Coding region: 205-1134 (309 amino acids)
Biological process (GO): plasma membrane phospholipid scrambling
Cellular component (GO): plasma membrane
Molecular function (GO): phospholipid scramblase activity
Source: RefSeq, a predicted model, not a curated record